AUGGUUCGCAGGGCCAACAAUUCACGACGGCAGCUGAAGAACCCAAGAAGUGGCGGUCAAAAGGGGGGAGGGCUUUUGACAUCGACGCAAUUCAUGAUGCUGACCGUCGGCUUUGGAGCCCUGUUUCUGGCACUGAAUAUAUACCAUCUCAUGCCAGCGGCUGGGUUGGUUUUGAACAACAAUCCUGUGGCUUCAACAACAACCGCUGAUGAAGGAGAAUCACCACCACCUGGUGCUGCUGCCCAAGAAAGAAAAAUUCAGUCAGUGGAUUCAUCAGUGGGGGCACUAUCAUCACCACUCCGAGGAGAUGGUGUCCAAUAUCACGUCGUUUUCUCCACGGGAUGUUCACCCAAGCAAAACUUUCAGUCCUACAUUUUCUUCUUCCAUGCCAUGAAGAGCCAACAACCGGGAAAAGUCACACGGAUUGCUGCCUGUGAAGGUGACACUGAGGCGGAUGCAUUGAGAGCACAUCACAAGGAAUUUGUUGAGCCCAUGUCUCCCAAUUUUCUACUACAUAUCACCCCCGAUUAUAGUCGUAUCAAAAAGGAUGGAAAUACGUAUCAUUACUUCAAUAAACCUUUCAGCACACAUCACUGGAUGGAAAAUGCCCUGGGCUACACACCAAAACACAAAAAUGUGGGCGAUAACAAACACGACAAUGCCAUCGUCAUCUUAUGUGAUCCAGACCAAGUUAUCAUGAGACCUUUCACCAAAAACACUUUCCUCAACAACUCCAAAGUUUGGAUGAAACGAACCACACAUCCCAUCAUUGACCAUGUUGACCAUGGAGCACCAGCUGGACAACUAUAUGGAUUCCAAGAUCAAUGGAAAACAAAAACAAAUAUUACUCGAUACGUACCCAAAGACGAAUUGCCAUCUUACGUACAAACCAUGUCGGACGCCGAAAUGAGAGAAAAUUAUGCUGUCGGGCCACCCUACAUGGCCACAGCUCACGACUUUUAUACCAUUGUCACUCGAUGGAAAGACUUUGUGCCAUUGGUACACGACGAUUAUCCACACUUGCUGGCAGAAAUGUUUGGGUACUGUCUCGCCGCCGCGCAUUCGCGUCUCCCACAUCAAGUGGCCAAAGGAUUCAUGAUCUCCGAUGUGGCAUCCUUUGGGAAUGAAGGCUGGCCUAUGAUGGAAAAAUACACCGUACGAGAUGUAUGUACGCCAGGAGCCAUUGCUCCGCAAGAUACACCCAACAUUCUACAUUACUGCCAACGAUACACGCUCGGCAAGUUUGUCAUUGGAAAACAUCGCAUCCCAUUGACAUUUCUGGGCUGCGAGGAUCCCCUGCUCACCGAACCACCGCCCGAUAUUGGGGAACGGUUCAAUUUCUUUUUCGAACCAGAUAGAAAAGAAGAAGUCAAAAAGAAUUUGCCACAACCAGUCAUCAAGCCUAAUGCUUACAUGUUGUGUCACCUGAUACCCUAUUUGAAUGAAGCUGCAACGUACUGGAAAGAUCAUCACUGCGAAGGAAAGACACCCAACAAGGAAAAGACACUCAAGUGGUUCGACAACAUGGAGGUUGCACCGCACUUUUUUGAGGACAACUAGCCUCGUGUAGUCAUCGAUUGAUUGAUUGAGAAAGCCGUGUGGUUGGCUGCCUACUUGCUAACUGGGGGUGGUCCGCCUCUUUUUCAUCAAGGCUGUUCGAAGGCGGGACAAGCGUGUUCGAUUUGGAUGUGUUCUCGGGUGCUUCGGGUGAAACCAUGCAGUACCGUAGCCGAGAACGGUCACAGUUGGGGCGAAUUGCCGAUCCCGUCUACAGACGAUUUAAUGAAAGCAUCUGCGGGAGAACUGCCAGCUGGCCGCUCUAGUAGCGUUGAAGUCUACGCGUGCACAUGCAUAGGAGUAAGGCAGGUACAUGCAUGUACCCCAACACCCGCGCACUUCUUUGACGUAGUAAUAUCAUCACCAAAGCCUAAACGGCUGGACUCACUCGUGCAGCACUUUCUUGG
Molecule: messenger RNA, 1964 nt
Organism: Seminavis robusta
Lineage: Eukaryota; Bacillariophyta; Bacillariophyceae; Naviculales; Naviculaceae
Source: the annotation of a GenBank genome assembly